This is a messenger RNA of Armigeres subalbatus, 946 nucleotides long. Its product is annotated as high choriolytic enzyme 1-like. Lineage: Eukaryota; Metazoa; Arthropoda; Insecta; Diptera; Culicidae. Gene Ontology annotation, molecular function: zinc ion binding; metalloendopeptidase activity. The coding region runs from base 61 to 840 and encodes 259 amino acids. Gene Ontology annotation, biological process: proteolysis. The record is from RefSeq and is a predicted model, not a curated record. The transcript has 4 exons.
AGUCUUCUCGGAAAAGCUAGCUAGGGUGGAAACGGAACUUUAAGCACGCGUGCCUUCACGAUGUGCAGAAAAGUCGGCUACCUUUUGUGGAUCGUUCCACUAGUGAUAGCUGGAGUUACCCUUGGAGCACCACUAGAUACUGAUGUGACAGUUGAGCAAAUUAAUGACGCCGAACAGCUGGGAGGCCAUUUUGAGGGUGACAUAGUCCUGGACAGCAAUCAGAAGGAGAUUUUGGAGUCCAAACGCACGGCCCUCGUUGGAUCAUCAUAUUUAUGGCCUAAUUACAUCGUUUACUAUUCCAUAGUAACGGCGGAUUUCACAACUGCCCAGAUAACCCAGAUCAAGACAGCGAUGAGUGCGAUCAUGCUUGUCAGCUGCAUCAAAUUCGUGGAGCGAACUACCCAAACGGCUUACGUAUCCGUACAGGGCCAGUACACCGGCUGUUGGUCAAAUCUGGGUCACACCGGUGGGCAGCAGUUUGUGAACCUACAACCGAACGGGUGCAUGGUCCUCGGCACCAUUAUCCACGAGUUCCUGCACGCGCUGGGCUUUGUGCACAUGCAGAGCGCCUCGGAUAGGGACUUUUACGUGAAGAUCAACUGGGCGGCAAUACAGUCCGGCAAGUCGCACAACUUCGAUCGGUACGAUUCUACUUUCAUCAAUGAUUACGGCAUCCCGUACGACUACAACAGUGUGAUGCACUACCGGGCAGAUUCGUUCACUGCCACUGGUGAGGAUACGAUCAUUCCGUACGAGUCAGGGGUCACCAUUGGUCAGCGAGCCGGUCUUAGCUUCAAGGACAUCAAGCGCAUUAACUACCUCUAUCCGAAUUGCUAUUGAUCGGCAAUUGCUUUGUUUUUCUGGCAAAUUAUAUUAGGGUAAAAUAGAAUGUCAUGCAAGUUUAAAUAUUAAAGUAGGAUAAUUGUGAGCUGUUUCAAUAAAAUAU